Haliotis rubra (blacklip abalone) is the source of this 1007-nucleotide messenger RNA. RefSeq lists its product as uncharacterized. The transcript has 2 exons. The record is from RefSeq and is a predicted model, not a curated record. NCBI's taxonomy places the organism in Eukaryota, Metazoa, Mollusca, Gastropoda, Lepetellida, Haliotidae. Bases 99 to 917 code for a protein of 272 amino acids.
UGUUCCGCCAUUGUGUGUAUUCGUAAAAAGAAGACGAACGCUGAUGGGAUAACCCCGACCCUGUAUUACUAAGGCGUCCCACAACUUGUGGUACCGCGAUGGAGAAACAGAGUUCUCUGGAUGCCUUCAUUGACAUCCACAUCUGUGGUGCCUGCAAGAGUCAGUUCAACAAUGUUGAAGUGUUUCUACUGCACAAGAGCCAAUGCCCAUCCUUGGCAGAAUUGCGAGCCAAAAUGGCUGCCAAGAUGUCGUCUGCUUCCAGUUUGGAAGCAAACGGUAAUAAUGAAUUGCCCCGGACAACGGAAGGGGAAGUGGCAUCAAUCAAACACCUUGUUGAAGCCGCAGAGAGCCAGUUGGUCUCAUCCCAACAGAUUUCGAACGGUGAGUCGGAGGUGGAUAGUCGACACUCGGCCUCCAUCACCGUUCAGUCAGGUUCAGGACAGUCAAUGGUGUUGACCAAGGAUGGCAUCUUACAAGCUCAAGAAGAUUCUACCUCAGGUUGGUCACAGCAAGUGGAACAAAAUGCUCCAACGUCGAGUGUCAUGUUUCUGUCGAGUGAAGAGGCUGCCGUGUUUCAGAAGACAAAGGAAGCAUCGUUGGACGAAAAGAACAAAAUACCCAGAAGUCAAGACAAUCAUGACCUUAAACAGUUACAGCCUGCACAGACGAUUUAUGUGGAGGCUAUCCAACAGCCUGAGCAAGACUAUGACCUGAAUCGAGUGAAGACAAAAGAAGAACAAUUCAGUGGUGUCAGCCUCUCUCUGAGCAGUGGUGGGUCGCCUCGACAAGGGGAGAGAACUGAGGUUAUUGUUACAGAGACCAUGCUGUCGGCAUCAGAACAGCAGGGGAUGGUGACUGAGUCGGGGUCUCUGCUGCCCAAUACAGAGCUUGUCCACCAGGGGAGCACUACUUGGUGAGCGAAGAAGGAGAAGCUUCUGAAGUUCAAAGUGUCUUGUAUUCAGAGGAGACUCCCUUACCUCCACUCAGACCUUUCACUAGCAUUAGGG